AUGGGUAUAACAAUCAGGCAAGCGACCAUCAACGAUAUACAGGCUAUGCAAAAUGCAAACUUGCACAACUUGCCUGAAAAUUACCAAUUGAAAUACUACAUGUACCAUAUUUUAUCAUGGCCUCAAGCCAGUUUCGUUGCGACAACCUACGAUGAAGUUGAAGGGUUCGGAGACGAGGAAGAACAGGAUGAGGACAACUUGAAACAACCAAUAGCAUGCGACCCAAAGGGAGACUCUGCCUACAUAAGUAAAGGUGAAAAGAUUGUGGGGUAUGUGCUUGGAAAAAUGGAAGAUGAUCCAGAAGCAGAAGAUAAGACUCCUCACGGCCACAUCACUUCAUUGUCUGUUAUGAGAACGUAUAGAAGAAUGGGGUUGGCGGAAAAGUUGAUGCGUCAAUCGUUGUAUGCUAUGUGUGAAUCUUUUGGUGCCCAAUACGUUUCGUUACAUGUGAGAAAAUCAAAUAGAGCUGCAUUACAUUUGUAUAGAGACUCCUUGGCAUUCAAGGUUACCACUAUUGAAAAAUCAUACUACCAAGAUGGUGAGGAUGCAUAUGCCAUGAAAUUGGAAUUAAAAUUGGAGGAAUUAGUUCCUUCGAAGGCAAGACAGGUGAUAGAAGACGAUUUAUCCAAGGACUUGUUGGAAGGUUUAUAA
Molecule: messenger RNA, 651 nt
Organism: Suhomyces tanzawaensis NRRL Y-17324
Lineage: Eukaryota; Fungi; Ascomycota; Pichiomycetes; Serinales; Debaryomycetaceae
Product: peptide alpha-N-acetyltransferase complex A subunit
Exons: 1
Coding region: 1-651 (216 amino acids)
Biological process (GO): N-terminal peptidyl-glutamic acid acetylation
Cellular component (GO): NatA complex
Molecular function (GO): protein-N-terminal-glutamate acetyltransferase activity; protein N-terminal-serine acetyltransferase activity
Source: RefSeq, a predicted model, not a curated record